GUAAGACGUCCCCACGAUUGAUUGAGUCGUCAUCGCGGCGCGACAUCUCCUUGAGGCGGCAUCUCUGACCCUGCCUCGCGCGCGCGCGCUACUUCCAAUUCGCCAUCGCCACCCGAGCUUUCCUGCUUUCUGCACCGUCCACGCCCACCACCUGUUCGACGAAACGCUGCUGCGCGUCCUGGGCCACCACAGCGACGGCCGACGGGCUGAUCAUGGAACCGCAGCAAGUACCCAUCAAUGACAGGCUCAGCAACCUCUCCAAUGAUCUCAUCUGCCGGAUCAUCUCCAACCUGGACUCGCGCCAGGCCGUGCAGACAUCCCUGCUGUCAAGGCGAUGGCGCAACCUCUGGUGCUCACUGACCAGCAUAAAAGUUGACUUCUGCGAGUUCGACGGAGAGACCGACUCAUGGGAAGGGGACCAGGCGCGGUUCAGGAAGUUCGUCAACAAUCUGCUGCUGCGCCGUGACCCCGUCCCCGUGCUAGACAAGUUCUGCCUCAGAUCCUACAUACCGCACGGUGCCAAUGAUCAGGAAGCCUCGGCAGACGCUAACCUGUGGAUCAGCCAUGCGUUACAGUUGAAAGCCCCAGUAGUGGAGGUUGACCAAGAUAUCCAAACACGGGACACGUUGGAGCUUGGUGGUCAUGCCGUAUUUGCCUCACAGUACUUAACAAGAUUGGUCCUCUCUGCAGUUUCCUUUACCCAAGGUUUCUUCAAGCAACUCGAGAUUGGUUGUUCGAAGUUGGAACAUCUUUCCAUAUAUGACAGCAUCAUUUGCGUCGAUAUAUCUUCCAAAACACUGAAGGUCUUGAUCAUUGAUAACUCUGAGUUCUCUUAUGACUACAAUACUUCCAUUUCUACUCCGAGCGCCACUUCUCUGACCUUGAUUGAUCUUGGAGGCCGUCUACCUUUACUAAAAGACAUGGGAUCACUCGUGUCUGCUUCAGUUUAUCUUACCCGUGAGGCCAUUCCUUUGGAUACUGCUAUCAAUAUUGAUCAGUGGUUCAUGGGCCUGUCGGGUGUAAGACACCUUGCCUUGGAUUUUCCAGUGGAAGUGAUAAAAAUCAAAGACAAUAUGCAAUGGUGUCCGAAAUUCAACAAUCUUGUAAACCUGACGCUGGGUCGAUGGUGUCUGGACUCAAAGUUGUAUGCAUUAACUGUCUUCCUUCAGAACUCACCGAAACUGGAGAAGCUGAGACUAGAGAUUGAUGAGGGUUAUACUGCUAAAGAUAUCAAAGGCGAGCUUAAAGAAAGAUCAUUUACAUGUGAGCACCUUAAGAUUGUCGAGGUCGACUGCGUGGAGGAUGAUCCCCUGGAAGUCGAAUGCUUGGAGGAUGAGCCGGAUCCCCUGGUCAACCGUGUGAAGAAAUUCUUUCGCAAUAGUGGCAUGACCUCUAUUCAGAUUAAUAUCACACACUUGGACUACCACCUGCCUUACGAAUGUGAGAUUUUCAGAGAGGAUCACAAGCGUCCAAGGAUCAGGCAGUAACUUGCAUUGUCAAAUUGUCAUCAUUCAAUCACUGUUUUGUGGAGGCAUGGGGCUAGACUUUCAUCAACUUUCAUCCAGCCGAGUUUGAGGGCACGUAGAAAUGUUUACUGCUCUAUUUUCUGAUGCAAUUACUUGAGGACAAACAAUUGUGUCAGUUGCAUGAAAGGCCUGCCUUCUUGCACUGCCGGCGAUAUAUGCUUGUCCCGACAGAUUACUUGUUUGUUUGGAAAAUUUUGCUGCAAAGAUCUUGAUCAUUA
Molecule: messenger RNA, 1744 nt
Organism: Oryza sativa Japonica Group (Japanese rice)
Lineage: Eukaryota; Viridiplantae; Streptophyta; Magnoliopsida; Poales; Poaceae
Source: RefSeq, a predicted model, not a curated record